AUGAGGAUAGUCAAAACUGGUGCUGAUCCUCAUCUGUUCAUCUGUGAAAGUCCGAUUCAGUUGGAGUUGGUCGGAAUGAUCGCAGAAUAUUUGCUAGUAUCUGUCCUUCUGUCGGCGGUCUACUGUAUUGAUAGUAACAUUCUACUGGAUAGAAAUAUUGACGGGGAUUCACGAGAAAGCUUUCCCGGUCACGUGGCCUUACGACCAGACUACACUUUUUGGAAUAUGGCAAAAAUGCUACGGAAGUUCUUCGACUCGAACGCUGAGCAACAAAUUCCAGUGGAACCUACGUCAAUUCGAAGAGCUUAUCCUACAAUUCAAACUGCACCUUUCCUUCUUCGGGAUUUACGAUCCAGACGAAUGUUAUUGAACUCACAUCUUUUUUGA
Molecule: messenger RNA, 387 nt
Organism: Necator americanus (New World hookworm)
Lineage: Eukaryota; Metazoa; Nematoda; Chromadorea; Rhabditida; Ancylostomatidae
Exons: 4
Coding region: 1-387 (128 amino acids)
Source: RefSeq, a predicted model, not a curated record